Molecule: messenger RNA, 2090 nt
Organism: Arvicanthis niloticus (Nile rat)
Lineage: Eukaryota; Metazoa; Chordata; Mammalia; Rodentia; Muridae
Source: RefSeq, a predicted model, not a curated record
AUGGUGGAGCGUGGGCAGCGCCUCCAGCCCACGACUCUGGCUCCGAGACUGCCGAGGGAGCGCCGCCGGAACUGCGGGUGGUACCUCGAGAACCUGCCUUCCAAGCGUUUCACAAAGCCUAACAGGCUGACAUUCCCGGGUUUCUUGAACAGCCAACACUGGGUGUUUGUGAAAGAGGGGCUGGAUGACUUCAGGAAAGACUGUCCCCCUCACCAGGGCCCAAAGGAUGCCUUUCUACCUCUUACUCAUCAUGGAGCUCCCAAUAUUACCCCCAAGAAGAGGCAAAGCAGACCCCAGAAGGCUGAGAAGGCAUUCCUGGAGGAUGUGAAAGCUAACGUGACCCCACACCCCCUGGCUCUCUACCCACAACUUAAAGAAGCUCUGCCUGCUGAGCUCUUAUUGCAGGUGCUGGAGAUACUUGACCCUGAGAGGAAGCUGGAGGACUUGUGGGCUUACUGCCUGGGUACCAGGAAAUUAAUGAAGGAACCCACAAAGCUUAUAGAAAAACACUCUUCCAAAGUAUGCCUGACCAAGAAGAUGCUGACGUCACGAUCAGGCCAGUGGCUUUGUGAAGAAAAGGCAAGCAAAGUGGAUUCAAUCUAUAAAGACAGUUUCUUCCAUGAUGACUUACGCAGAGGAGUCAGCGACUUCUGCCGCUGGGCCACCGAUCUAGGAAGUUCCACCAUUGACGAAGAGGUAGUUCUGCAGCAGUUUGACCUUGACUAUCAGACCAGACGCAGCUGUGAUGAGCUUCACAGGCUGAGGCUAAACCAGGACAAACUCUGCAUCAACGAUCCACCUCUGCAAGAACACCAUGGGCGCUGGAGCGAGCCUCCGUCCUCCAGAAGAGCAAAUCCCCAGAAGCCAAAGCGGGCGAAGACGAGCUACGGAGCCUGGUAUCUGAACACCAAUUUGUGGAAGAGGCAAAGAGCAGAUGAACCUUUGGUUGACCCCAAGGUCUCACACAAAGCUCAAGACUGGAAUUUUAAAAAGCAGCUUGAGGAGCAGGAGCAGCUGCUUGUAGACCUGCGUGGGACAGCAGCCUCUAAAGACUUCAUUCUAAGCAGGGGCUACAGGAUGCCCAGGUUCCUUGAGAAGAUGUAUGCGGAGGAGAAAAAUAAAUCUGAAAAUAUUAAGACUCCUAAAAACCUCACACAAACAGAGAGGAAUCCUGGGAGAAGAUGAGUCAGCUUUUAUUGACAGCGUACCUGGAUACUGCUCCAUUGUUUUAAUUAUUAAGUAGAAUAAUUAUUAAGCAAGUGCCCUCUGUGGAAAUUUCAACCUGGCAGCAUCCAUGAAUAUAAAACCCAACACAAAUGUCUUUCUAAACAGCUUUCUAAAUGCUUUAGUUGAUCAUUUUUGUAUUAUUUUUACAUAUGUAUACUGUGUAUGUCUGCAUGUGGGUAUGUGCACAUAAGUUUGGAAGCCUUCAGGAGCCAGAAGUAUUGAAUGCUCUGGAGCUAGAGUUACAGGGAGUUGUGAGCUACCAUGUGGGUGCUGGGAAUUGAACCUUGGUCCUCUAGAACAGUGAGCUCUCUCAAUGACUGGUUCAUCUCUCCAGCCUCCACUGACAAAUGGUUUGUUUGCUCAUUUGUUUGGCUUGGGUGUUUGGUCUUCUUCGGGGAGAGUCUUGCUAUAUAGGCCAGGCUAACCUCUGAUUAGUCUUCCCCCUGUGUUAGCCUCUCAGGGGCUAGAGUUGCAGUUCUGUACCAACAUGUCUGAUGCACAAAACACACAUUUUGUAUAUUUACUGACUGUGGGAUCAACAUUCAUGUGCACUCUUCUCACACUUUCAUGUUAUGAAAAUUACAUAAGUGUAUUAAUUUUUUUGUAAAAAGAAAAUCAUAUAUAAAGUCACAAUUACUUUAUUGUUACUACUCUGAGUGAGAACCUGACACAGAAUGAGUGCCUCUUUUCUUUCUUUCGAGUAUUAUUUUCUUUCAUCAAGUUAAAGUAACUGAGGUGUUUUUCUUCCCAGUCUUGCUAAGAAAUGUGUACUUGCUGUGGAAGGUCAUAGGUCAAAAGCUUAAAGGAAAACCAAGCUAACAUGUUUCAUUGCUUUUUAAAGAUUAAAAUUGUGUGUGUGUGUG